Molecule: messenger RNA, 842 nt
Organism: Osmia lignaria (orchard mason bee)
Lineage: Eukaryota; Metazoa; Arthropoda; Insecta; Hymenoptera; Megachilidae
Gene: Tspo
Product: Translocator protein
Cellular component (GO): mitochondrial outer membrane
Source: RefSeq, a predicted model, not a curated record
GAUCUAUCCUUACGUAUCUAUCGUUUGUGGUCUAAAUGACAAUGCAACUUCCAUUAGUCACUUGUACGUAAUAUACUUACAACAACGAAUGUAAAAAUUCAGUACAAGUGCUUCCAUGUUUAUCCUUCAGAAUAGUUACAUUACUGGAUACACUUCAGACGCAAUAGAUAGUGUUAAACCUUCUCGUGCGCACUCCCUGCUAUUGAUAUUCGAUAAUUCAACGUUAAGGAUAACACGUUACGUUUCUUUUUAUAAAUAAAAUGCCUGUGAAAGUAUCUUGGCCGCUUGUAGUAGGUAUUAUCCAUCCAAAUAUUGGAGGAUGGGCUGGAUCGUACUUGACUCAAAAAAAUAUUAAACCUUGGUACGAGUCGUUAAAAAAACCUUCAUGGACUCCACCAAAUUGGGUAUUUGGUCCAAUAUGGACAACUGUUUAUUGUACAAUAGGAUAUUCUUCAUAUUUAGUAUGGAAAGAUGGUGGUGGUUUUAGAGAAGCAAUAAUACCACUUUCUAUUUAUGGAACUAAUUUAAUACUAAAUUGGUCAUGGACACCACUGUUCUUUGGAUUACACAACAUAAAAUGGGCUUUAUAUGAAAUCACAUUAUUAUGGGGAAGCACUGUAGCAAUGGGUAUUGCAUUUUACAAUGUAAAUCAAAUUGCUGGCUGUUUAGUCAUUCCAUACUUAAUAUGGAAUUCAUUUGCCACAGCAUUGAACUAUGUCAUUUAUAGGGAUAACGAACGAAACGUAGAAAGUGUUGCAGGUGGAAAAAAGGAAUAACACGUAAUGAUACUUUUGUAGCAAAAAAAUAAAAACAUUGAUAUAUAUAUCAAUCAAUGAAAAUAA